Messenger RNA from Oncorhynchus gorbuscha (pink salmon), 6346 nucleotides. RefSeq lists its product as uncharacterized. Lineage: Eukaryota; Metazoa; Chordata; Actinopteri; Salmoniformes; Salmonidae. The coding region runs from base 223 to 5997 and encodes 1924 amino acids. The record is from RefSeq and is a predicted model, not a curated record. The transcript is spliced from 24 exons. Gene Ontology annotation, molecular function: guanyl-nucleotide exchange factor activity.
AGUUUAGUUUAACACUGGCUGCCCUGCACUACAGGAGAGAGAACGGGAGGGAGAGAGAGGGACAGCAAAGGGGUGAAACUGGCGUUGGCUCUGGACAUGCCAGUCCUACAGCAAUGACUCAGCCGUCACCCACUGGACUUACACUGGACUUACACUGGAUUUACACUGGACUUAUAAUGGAUUUACACUGGAUUUGAUCUUUGGUGCUUUCUUCUUACCUAAAUGUUGUCACUGGAUAAGAUGCACUCCCGAGCCAAGUCCAGGAGCUGUGACAACUACCUGAGCAUUAAGGACUCUGAGUCCCUGGACAGUUGUAUCCAGAGCACCCUGUCUGCACUGUACCCUCCAUUCAGUGCCACCGCAUCCACCGUCCUGUGGCAGCUGUUCAGCGUGGUGGAGAGACAGUACCGUGGGGACGGACUCCGAUGCCUCAUCGACUUCUUACUUCCUGCCAAGAGGAUCCUGCAGAGCAUCCAACAAGAGACUUGUGUGCGUUUCCACGGCCGGCUGUUCUAUCAUGAGGGUUGGCCCUUCUGCAUCAACGAGAAGGUGGUCUUACAGCUCGCCCCGCUCCAUAAGGUCCGUCUGAAGCAGGGAGACUUCUACCUACAGGUGGUUCCUCUGGGCCGCAAGGCUGCCAAGCUGGUCAUAAAAUGUCUGUCGGCCAGUGGCCAGGCCAUCGCAGAGAUCCCCAUCCCGGAGAGCAUGUACGGCAGCGUCUUCACCGCUGACUUCCUGCAGAAUGUGACGCGCGAGCGCAACCUCCAUCCGCUGCAGAACUGGUUGCUCACCACCGGCACCGUCGUGUUCCGGACGCCGUGGAAGAACGUGGUGAAUCCUCUGUUCGUCAGCAGCACGGCAGACACCAUCAUGCAGACGCGGGGCGACAGCACGAGCUUCCGUGGCCAGCUCAGCGCCUGCAGUACCAGUGGAUCCACAGGCACCCUGGACUCCCACCGCAGCUCCCACGAAUCACUACACUCCCAGGGGGCAGACUCUACCUUCUCAGAGCCUGCUAUCCUGAGCAGGCGGGUACAUGUAAUGGACCCCAGCAGCACUAGUUGCAGGUCCCAACAGGAUCCCAACCAGGGACUUCACCGGAUGGAGAACCACAACCAGAACCACAGCCAGAGAGCAGCUCCUGACUCUCACUCCUGCAGCCCACAGACAGACAGGCUGGCUGGGGAGGGUGGUGGUGGUCCGGGGGAGGGCCAGUGGGAGGGGGAGGAGGGCCAGGGUGGGACCAGAGAAAGGACCAGGACCCUGUCGUUCAGCACCGACCUCAGUAACCCCAACCCUCGCCGGCCCCGCCACGCCAGGGACUCUGUGUCCUUCGAGACCCGGAGACUGUUCCGGAAGUCCUACAUGGAGGCCCUGCAGAAUCCCAUGAACCUGGGCUCUAGCUCUGAGUCCAUCCUGGAGGAGGGACCAGAGCACAGUCCUGCAUGCCCAGGUCUCAGCCCACUCAGCCCCAGAGAAGAUGCCUCAUCUCCAACUUCGACCCCUGGUACCAGCCCCUCCACCCCCACCACCCAGAGAGAGCAGGGGCUCCGUGGGCUCAGGCUAGGGGGGACCAGGGCAUGGCUGGGUGGAGACCCCGACUCCCCAAGACUCUCUCCCAGCAUGCCUCUCCUGUACCUCCAGAGGGGUCUGAGGAACGCUGGGGCCCUGGAGACCCGGGCUGAGAGGCGCUCCAAGUCUCUGGAGAGGACUAACAAGGCAGCCCAGGUCAAAGGGCACCGGGCGCGCUCCUCCUCCGGGGGCUCGGCCAGCAGUGGGGUCUUCUCACCAAAGAAGCUGAUGAACGGAUAUGCCCUGCGCUUCGGACGGCUGGACCUGGAGGCUGCCUUCUCCAGCUCAGACAGGAGGAGCAGUGUUAGAGAGGAGACAGCGAUCCAUGAAGUUGGCACCAGCACUAACCCCAUGCGGCACAGACAGGAUGGAGCACAGUCACACCAUUACCCCCCCAAACCUUCGAAUGAAGUCCUCAUCCAGCUGGCCCCAGCCCCAGGGUCACCCCCUAACUGUCACCUCCCCAACCUGGUGUCAGAGGUCAACCCAGAACUACUGGCCUCUGGGGCCAUCAUCUUACCUGGUAACAGAGACCUCAGUGGGCGGGCGGUGCUGCAGGUGUGCACGCGGGGGAGGGUGUGGGCUGGGGAGAGCUGCACGGCCAAAGACCUCACCUGUCUCCUGGGUUACUACUAUUCAACGCUCAGGAGCGAGAGGCGUGACCUAGGCCUCACGGUGCUAGUGGACACCAGGAGACAGCAGCCCAGUCCUGCUCUGUUCUCGUCUCUGUCUGGACUGCAGGCUUUAUUACCAAAUGCACUUUCCUCCGUCCUGCUACUUGUGGACAAGGAGACAACUAUCAAGCCUGAAAGAGACAUUACUACUGUGCAGACGGAGCUCCUGACGUCCCUGAAGGCUCUGUUGAAGCACAUAGACUCCAGUCAGCUCACUAGAGACCUGGACGGAACAUUCCCCUACGACCACGAUCACUGGGUCGCCUUCAGACAGAAAAUUGAGCCGUUUGCCAGCAGUUGCAGCGUGGCUCUCUCCUCCCUCCAAUCUUCUAUCUCUACGUUGAGCAGCACCAGCAACCUGGACAGCACCAAGGAGGUAUCUGAGGUGCUGGAGCAGCAGAGGUCUCUGAUGAAGUGUGUGUUGGAGGACACCCGUCUGAACAGACUGAGGCUGGAGGGAGGAACAGUCCUGGCCCGGAUCAGGAAGGACGAGGCCUGUGAGAAUGACAACUACAGGGAUGCAGUGGACAUGGUGAAUGUCCUUUAUAACCAGGUGGAUGAGGAGGUCCAUAAACUGGUGAUCCUCUCCAACAAGUCCCUGAAACAGCUGGAGAGUCUGCUGGAGGUCCGCAGGUUUGAGGAACAGACAGAGCAGGUCAAAGUAUGGUUCAGUGUGGAAGGAGAGAAGCACCUCACUGCCCUGGACUCUCUUCCUCUCUCUCUGGCUGCGGUCAAAGACGUGAGGCAGAGUUUGGAACAGUUCUUUGAGGAGUCAGUACAGCAGCAGAAGCAGGGUUUACUGCUGGUCAGGCAGUCAGGGGAGUCUCUGCCCAGCUCGGCCUUGCUGGACUUCAAACAACACCUGGGAUCCAUCCUGGGCAGAGUGGAGAGGAGGAAGAACCAGCUAGACAUCCUCACCAACCUCUACGACUUCUACGCCUCGGCUAACCAGUGGAUGGAGCACUGCCAGGACUACCUCCGGCAGCUGAACCUGGAGAGCAGUGGUGUGAGCCUCCCUCCUGCAGUACUUGAGAUCCUCCAGGACUAUCAGAUGGAGGCCUCCACGUUCUCCCUGGACAACUUCAGCUCCCUCAAUGAUAUGGUCCUGUCCUUGGACAGCCCCCGGCAGACCCAUCAGUGGAACGUCCUGUGGACCAAGUGUCAACAGACCAAGAACCAGCUGGAGAAAACCCUGGCCCAGGCCACAGCAGCAGUUACUGCAGCCUCUGACUCUGCAGCUUCUGACUCUGCAGCUUCUCACUCUGCAGUCUCUAACUCUGCAGCUUCUGACUCUGCAGCUUCUGACUCUGCAGCCUCUAACUCUGCAGCCUCUAACUCUGCAGCUUCUGACUCUGCAGCCUCUAACUCUGCAGCUUCUGACUCUGCAGCCUCUAACUCUGCAGCCUCUAACUCUGCAGCCUCUGACUCUGCAGCUUCUGACUCUGCAGCCUCUGACUCUGCAGCCUCUAACUCUGCAGCCUCUGACUCUGCAGCCAGAAAUCUAACCAAAGACCCUUCAGAGACUGCAGACAGACAGGGGGACUGCAAUCACACAGAGCAGCACGGGGCUGUUGGAGGGGAUCGUGUUUUACCUGAGUUGCCCUCUCUAGGGUCAAGGAUCAUAGUGUCGUCGCUGGAAUUUGAGGAAGAAACCAAGCCUCACUCCACAGGGCACUUCUCCUCCAGCAACAACAAGAGCCCCUCUUCCUGCUCCUUCACCUCCUCCUCCCUAUUCCCCUUCCCCCCCGCCCCAGAGGGAGACCCCCUCCUCCUCAACCUGCGGCAGAGCCCCUCUCUGUUCGACGACACGGACAGCGACUGCACCAUCGACUCCAUGGGGGCCGUCUCCUGCCACUCGGAGCCUGUCUAUUCGUCCUCUGGGACGCCACUCCACCAGCACCGCCAGCACCGCAAACAGCCGCUCAAGAAGAUCAUGAAGAAGACGCUGGGCUAUGAGCUGCCGGCGGCGCAGGACGGCGGCCACGUUGACACCAGCCACCUGCAUGGCUACACGGGGGUGUACAUCAAGGGGCUGGAGGUGACCAACAACGUGUUGGUGGAGAAGAAGCUGCAGAGGCCUGAUGUGGUGAGCCCGGCGCUGGGACGCAGCCGCAGCAUGUCCUCCCCCACCAGACACCCAGAGGGAGAUGGAAAGAAGCAUAGCAGUAAAGUGCAGCACAUCAUGGCUGAGAUGAUCUCCACAGAGAGGGAGUAUGUGCGUUCCCUCAUCUACGUCAUCGAGCACUACUUCCCAGAGAUGGAGCGUCUGGACCUGCCUCAGGACCUCUGGGGGAAACGCAGCAUUAUCUUUGGCAACAUGGAGAAACUGUGUAACUUCCACUGCCAGUACUUCCUGAAAGAGCUGGAGGCCUCCGCCCACUCUCCCCUGUCCAUCAGCAGCUGCUUCCUCAGACACGAGGAUCAGUUUGGAAUGUACGCUCUCUACAGCAAGAACAAGCCUCAGUCUGACGCUCUACUCACCAGCCACGGGAAUGGAUUCUUUAAGAACAAGCAGUUGGAGCUGGGUGAUAAGAUGGACCUGGCGUCCUACCUGCUGAAGCCCAUCCAGAGGAUGUCUAAGUACGCCCUGCUGCUGAAGGACCUGAUCAAGGAGUGUGGUCAGUCCCAGGAACAGGAGCUCUCUGACCUCCGCACCGCAGAGGAGAUGGUUAAGUUCCAGCUGCGCCACGGCAACGACCUGCUGGCCAUGGACGCCAUCCGAGGAUGUGAUGUGAACCUGAAGGAACAGGGUCAGCUGAGGUGUCAGGAUGAGUUCAUCGUGUGGUGCGGCCGCAGGAAGUACCUCCGUCACGUCUUCCUGUUCGAGGACCUCAUCCUCUUCAGCAAAAGCAAAAAGAUUGAGGGAGGGUACGACCUGUACAUCUACAAGCAGUCCUACAAGACGGCAGAGAUAGGAAUGACAGAGAGCGUGGGCGACAGCGGGCUGCGUUUCGAGAUCUGGUUCCGGAGGAGGAAGUCCCAGGACACGUUCAUCCUGCAGGCCGGCUCUGGAGAGGUCAAGGCCGUGUGGACAGCCAUCAUCGGAAAGAUCCUCUGGAGGCAGGCGCUACGAAACAGGGAGGUGCGCUUGAAAGAGAUGGUUUCCAUGGGGAUUGGCAGCAAGCCUUUCAUGGACAUCAAGCCUAGUGAUGCUGCCAUUAGUGACCGAGCCAUUGAUUACAUCAUGAAGGGGUCAGAGUCCAGGACCAGGGCGUCCAUCGCGGUGUCCUCCUUCGACCACUCUACGCCCUUUAAGCGGCCUCACUCCACCAUCUCCAACAGUAGCACCUCCUCUUCCUCCUCCCAGUCCUCUUCCUCACUGCUGGGCUCCCUCAACCUGCACCUGUACCCCUCGCCUGCUCACCAGCACCCCCACGCCCACCAGCACCCCUACCCCCUGGGCAGCGUACCCUCCUUCAGCCACUGGCCCUACGACUGCAUUGAGGAGGACGAGCUGGAGCAGGACACGGGCAGCCAGCCUUCUAUGAUCACAGAGAGCUCGGGGGAGACAUCGUCCCAGUGUACCUCCAGUGACAGUGUGACGGGGCUGAGCAGCCUCUCCCUCCCCAUCCCAGGCCACGGCCGCCCCAACAUCAUCAUCAACGCCUUACCCAGCAACUCCACUUCCUCCUUCCUGUGUUCGUCCACGCCUCCCGGCUCCUCCCACCCUCAGAUGGCCCCUCCCCCAGCCCUGUUCCCUAAAGACCAAGUCCUCCAAGCCCAGGGCAGCACCUUCAUCACAGCACUGUGAUGCCACUGCACUGAGAACUGGUGUUACGGAGGAUCAGUAAGGACUUGAGUGAGGAAGCUAUCCUGUUAAGUAUGCUCAGUGACGCCUGGAACACUGGGCACUCUACUGUGUCUCUACUGGACUCUACUGUGUCUCUACUGGACUCUACUGGUAUCUACUGGACUCUACUGUGUCUCUACUGGAUUCUACUGUGUCUCUACUGGUCUCUAAUGUGUCUCUACUGGACUCUACUGUGUCUCUAUUGGACUCUACUGGUCUCUACUGGACUCUACUGUGUCUCUACUGGACUAUACUGGACUACUGGUCUCCACUCUGUCUCCACUGGACUCCACUGGACUCUACUGGUAUC